This is a messenger RNA of Nelumbo nucifera (sacred lotus), 1618 nucleotides long. RefSeq lists its product as uncharacterized. Lineage: Eukaryota; Viridiplantae; Streptophyta; Magnoliopsida; Proteales; Nelumbonaceae. The record is from RefSeq and is a predicted model, not a curated record.
CCUGCUAACACGAAGCCUCUCUUCUUCUUUUUCUUCUUCUUCUUCUUCUUCUUCUUCUCCCCUGAAUCAAUUUCUCAAGUUUUACAUAUAAAAGGUUAUUACGUAGAAAAAAAAAUGCAGAGAGAAAGAGCACGCAGAAGUGAUUCCUUCGAUUUUGGCGAUCCUUUUGUUGAUUUCGGUGGCCACAGGAGUUUAGCGUCUAGCAUUUUUGGAGGAAGGGACCCUUUUGAUGAUCCUUUCUUCACAACUCCAUUUCAAAGCAUGUUUGGUCCAAACAUGCUCAGGCCAAAUGCGAUUCCCUUUGGAAAUUCAGAUAUGCAUCUUGUUGGAUUCUUGGAUAAUCGGGCCCCGCAGUCUAAUAAACCAAAGGGGCCGAUCAUCACAGAAAUUACUUCUGAAGAUAAGGAUGAAGAAGAUGCUAAAGCCAAAGGAAAGAGAGAGAAACCUAGAAUGCAUUCUAGCUCGAAGGAGCCAUAUGUUGAGGAUCCAGAUGAUGAAGUUCAGGUUCAGGAGAAGGCACAUAGUGCACGUCCCCAAGUUCGCAGUUACAGCUUUCACAGCUCUUCAGUUACUUAUGCCGGUGCUAAUGGGGCAUACUAUACUUCUUCCACAACCAGAAGGGCAGGCACUGAUGGGGUCACAUUAGAAGAGAACAGAGAAGCUGAUAAAACUACAGGUCAAGCCACACAUAAGAUAUCUAGGGGACUUCAUGGUAAGGGCCAUUCAAUUACAAGGAAGCUUAACUCUGAUGGAAAAGUGGAUACUAUGCAGACCUUACACAAUCUCAAUGAGGAUGAGCUUACUGGUUUUGAAGAGGCUUGGAAAGGAAAUGCCAGAAAGCACUUGCCUGGCUGGGAUCAGAGGCUCAUUGUGCAUGGAAAUCAGGGUGCUAGUAGCAGUGGGCAAGAUAGGCAGCGUGGAUGGGCUCUUCCAUAAUUCCACACAACAGCCAGGGAUGUCUGAGAGAAUGGGGUGGGAUGGUGUAGCCAGGCAACGGACAUCCAAGGGUACGUAGAAGUAAAGCAACUACCAGGAUAAGCAUAGACUGAUUCAAUUAUACCAUGACAGGCCGAGGAUUCACGAGUUACUUAGAUACCCUUGGUUAAGCUGUGAUCUAGUAGUCAUAUAUGUUGACUGGUAGAUUAUUAGAUGGUGUACUUGAGUUGUCGUAUACACUUCUAUGGGUUCUGCUGUGGUAUGCUGCACUUGAUAUAGUCAUAUAAGCUCAAUUUUCUGUUGAGUAUAAUGGAGUUAUAUAAAUUUGAGAGUUUUGGUUGUGAAGUCUAGUUGGAAUUACUAACAGGGGAAAAGAGAUUAACACGGUCCUGUGUCAAAUAUUGUUUCUGUUUGGGCAAGUUAUCCUAUCCAGUCAGGAUAUUUAUAAACAUUAAUUCGCCCAUUAUUUAUUUUAAAAGUUAUGUUCUCUCUCUCUCUCUCCAGGAUAGAGAUCCAUCCGUAAAUAUUUCUGGUUAAGUCUCAAGGCCGAUACAUCUAACGCUUUGCUCGUUUACUGGGAGAAGCAGCCUGCAGAUGGGUAUGGGUUUGAUAGGGACAUUUUCUUCCUCUCUGGUCAUUAAUCCAAUCCCAUGUGUCCAUUUCAGCUGCUUGCAGGCCUCAA